This is a messenger RNA of Cololabis saira (Pacific saury), 4244 nucleotides long. RefSeq names its product protein phosphatase 6, regulatory subunit 2a (gene ppp6r2a). Lineage: Eukaryota; Metazoa; Chordata; Actinopteri; Beloniformes; Belonidae. Gene Ontology annotation, molecular function: protein phosphatase binding; protein phosphatase regulator activity. Gene Ontology annotation, cellular component: nucleus; cytosol. The transcript is spliced from 24 exons. The record is from RefSeq and is a predicted model, not a curated record. The coding region runs from base 441 to 3194 and encodes 917 amino acids.
GAAACCUUCGCCAUUUUGCUGGAGGUUUCUGACAGAGUUUUUCCUACUUUGCAUGCUAAAACUUAGCCCCGCGCUUGAAUACUUUUCUUCGUGAGUAGGAAUCCCACCCCAUACAGCUAGACAAAACACAGAGCUAGUGUGCACGGUAGUUGUUAAUGCAGAAGAACUGUUGGGUUUCUUUAGCCUUUAACGGAACAUUUGACUAACGUUAGCCAAGUGGAGCUAGCCUGUGUUGUCGCAGACUAACCCCUUCUGCAAAACAUCCCAUCACUUUAACGAGUUACCCAACACAGAAACACUUUGUAGCUGGAUACCUGGCGGCCAGUUCCACCUGGAACCAAACGGGGAGGGAAGGAACGGCGGGGACUUUCAUUCAAAGGUAAUGUUCAGCCUUUCUUCAUCUCAUCUCCUGAAGAGACCUGCUUUUUAAGAGGAGACUCAUGCUUAUAAAUGCCAGGCCUCGCCACACUCUCUGUUGUCUGCACAAACACAAAUGCCUGCCUGCCUGUGGGGGAGGUCUGAUUAAAGAUAUCUACAUUUCAUUUACUGCAACCAUCAUGUUUUGGAAGUUUGACUUGCACACCACGUCCCACAUUGACCAGCUCCUUGAGAGAGAGGACGUGACGCUUAGAGAGCUGAUGGAAGAGGACGAUGUUCUGCAGGAGUGCAAGGCCCAAAACCGUCGACUACUCCUUUUUCUUUCCCAGGACCACUGCAUGCAAGAGCUGGUCCGGCUCAUCACAACAGAGCCCCCCGCUGACCUGGAGGAGAGGAGCCGGUUCAAGUUUCCCAAUAUUGCGUGUGAGCUGUUGACCUCAGAUGUGUCCAUUAUAAAUGAUAAGCUUGGUGGAGAUGAGUCUCUGCUUGAAAUGCUCUACCACUUCCUGGAGCAAGACCCGCCCCUUAACCCCCUACUGGCCAGCUUUUUUAGUAAAACUAUUGGCAAUUUGAUUGCCAGAAAAACAGAACAGGUGAUUACCUUUCUAAAGAAAAAAGAAGGGUUUAUCAGUUUGGUGCUCAAACAUAUUGACGCUUCAGCCAUGAUGGACCUGUUGCUUCGCCUCAUCAGUUGUGUGGAACCUGCGCCUUUAAGGCAGGAAGUUCUGCAUUGGCUGAAUGAGGAAAGCCUGGUACAGAGACUCACAGAACUUAUCCAUACUGGCAAAGAUGAAGAGAGACAAUCAAAUGCCUCCCAAACACUUUGUGACAUUAUUCGUCUAAGUCGAGACCAGGCCAACCAGAUGCAGGAGAAUGUGGAGUCUGACCCACUAUUGGCUGUACUAGAGGCGCAAGAGAGUGUUGCAUGGCUUCUGAAAAAUAUGUUUGAGGGGGAGAGGAGUGAGGCCUCCAUUGUCAAUGGAACUCAAGUGCUACUUACCUUAUUGGAGACCAGAAGGUCUGGGUUGGAAGGGUUGAUGGAUCUCUAUUCUCAGGGUUAUGAAAGGUCUUACACUGUCAGCAGCAGUAUUUUAAAUGCCAUUGAGCCCCAUUUAAAGGACUUCCAGCAGCUUCUUCAGGAUCCCCCCAAGAAAAGUGCAAUAUUGACGAGUGUUGGCAUUCUGGAGCAGCCGCUGGGCAAUGCUCGCCUUCACGUGGCUCGGCUGGUGGCUGCCCUGCUGCAAACCAGUGCACCCAGUAUCUGCCAGGAGCUCUGCAACCUCGCCACCAUUGACCUACUACUGGAUCUAUUUUUCAAAUACGCGUGGAAUAACUUUUUGCACUUCCAAGUGGAGCUGUGUGUGGCAGCGGUUCUGAAUCAUCCUUCAGAGGAGCAGCCCGGUCCAGGCCUUCAGGACCGUGAGGGGAAUCCUGCAGGGGCUAAUACCGGGGUGUUGGGGGACAGACCUGAGCCAGCCAAAGGCAGUGACUCACAGACCUCUCUUCAUAAUGCCCUGGUGGCACACCUCUUCCAGAAGUGUCAUCUGGUUCAGAGGAUCCUUGAUGCUUGGGAGGAGAAUGAUAAAAUACAGGCUGAGGGCGGUACCAGAAGAGGCAACAUGGGGCAUCUCACCAGAAUUGCCAACAUGGUAGUCCAGAAUCUGGAGAAAGGACCUGUACAGGCCCAAAUCACUGAUCUCAUCAAAGAGCUGCCAGAGGACUGCAGAGGUCGCUGGGAGAGCUUUGUGGAUGAGACCCUGAGAGAAACUAACAGGAGGAACACAGUAGAACUGGUAAGCACCCACAACAUCCACUCCUCCAGUGAAGAUGAUGACAUGGAGAGUGCUUUCCCCAACGAUCUGUCGAUUCAACAGGCUUUCUCAGACUAUCAGAUCCAACAGAUGACUGCCAACUUUGUGGAUCAAUUUGGGUUUAAUGAUGAAGAGUUCAUUGAACAUGAUGAAAAUAUCAAUGCUACAUUUGACAGAAUUGCCGAAAUAAACUUCAACCUAGAUGCUGAAGAUAAUAGUGCCAAUGUGGCUGCUUUUGAAGCCUGUUGUAAAGAGAGAAUACACCAAUUUGACGAUGCUGAAGAGGAAGAGGACAUUUGGGAGGAGAAGGAGUUCAACUAUGCAACACAAGCUAAAUCCAGAACAAGGUUUGGGACUUCUCAAACCCCAGGGAAAAGCGACAGGAGCAGCAUAGAGAAUGGAGGCCGGGAGCGGGAUCUUGGUUCUGAAUCUGAUAAGGGUCGAGAUUCAGAGCAGAACACAUCAGGUCCUGGCUGGACAGCAAAUUUUAGGGAUUCUGAAGAGACUGUUGCCUCCCAAACCCGAGUAGGGUGGGAUGGUUCAGAGGGGAGUGGAGCAGAAACACAGGAAACGGGCUGGGCCGACUUCACAGAGUUCCAGCCUUUCACCGGUACCGAGACUGAUCCAAGGUGCAGCUCUCCUGCAGAAAGAAGUAAUGCAGAUAAACAAGCUAAACAAAACCAUGAGAAGAAUGAUGGAGAAGGAAAAAAGGCUUCACUUGUGGUCUCAGACAGCAGUUCCUCUGGAGGAUCUGACAGCGAGGAGGAUGAUAAAAGUGCUGGAGCUCUUCCUGCUGCAGCGGUCCUCUUACAAACGGCUCCCAGUAACAAGAUGGCUGAGCUCAAAAGUGAGGAAAGCCCGGUGUCCCUAGAGAAACUCUCCCUGUCGGAUCCUCCUGUGGAUUCAGAGCAGCUUAAGGAUUUGCCUGCAGGUCUACAGACGGAUAGGAAAGAGGCGGCGCCAGCAGCACAGGAAGUGUCGGUGAACGGGCCGGUGUCAGGAUGAGGAGGAAGCCGUGGUUGAGCCGACGGGCCGCCAGCCCCUCCAGAGAGACUCCCUCAAUAACCUCAGUGUUUUUACUGAAGCAGUCUGCCCUGUUAUUGGACUUGGACACUGCCAAUCAAUACCAAUAAUGAGGCAGCAGAACAUUUAAAAAAGAGGGAGAAAAACAAACCAAUAUCAGAAUGGAAAUGAGUGGAAUCAUGCUCAAAGCCUUUUUUCCCCCCAAUCUUGCACAUAAGUAUGUGUGAUUUUUAAUGUAGCAGCAAUCUUUGAAAUGACAGAUUCCAAAGGGUACUGUCAUUUGGUUUUGUUUUUUUUAAUAUCCUGAAAGAUUUCUCUGCUCCCGGAUGAUGGGGAUCUUACGUGGUUAUCCCUGAACAGAUAGCACAGACUUAAAUACAGAUGCCUCAACAUUAAAUACUUUUUUUUUUUGGGGGGGGGGGGGGUAUCCUGGAGCUUUUAUUUUUCUUCAAGCUUAAGAACAGCACUUAUGCAGUCAUUUACUGUACAUUAUAGCACAAUGUAAGUUUUGAUUUCUGUUGGCUGUCUUGUCUUUCACCCCGAUCAAAGUUUCUACUUGUUCUUCCUGUUAUUCUUUCCCUCUUUUUUUUGUCCUUAUUGCUGUCGAUGGAACGUACCUUGUCAUCAAACAUCACCAGGGUUAAAUGAUUAAGUGCUUCAGGUGGAUUUGUUGGGACAGGGGAAGGUCGAUGGAAUAGGACUCGAGUAUUACUGUCUUUUGCUCAAGUGCAAUAAUGUCAGUUAUCCAUUUUAUUUGAAAAUGAAAUGCAAAAUCUCAUUAAAAAAAAUCAAGUUAGAAACAUUGGGUUUAAUAUUGAGCAAAGUUUAACAUAAUCUCAAAUUGAGAGUUGUGGAUUUUUUUUUUAGUGCACCAAUAACCAGUUGUGUUGAUCUAGCUAGUGAGCUAAGACCUUCUGAUUGUAAUGACCUAUACGUUGUUAUCGCUACCCCCCUUAAAUCAACCAAACAUUAUCUACUUAUAUACAAAUACAUUUACAUUUGAAAGUAAUUUUAAAGCAAUUUUUGAGAUUA